Molecule: messenger RNA, 2971 nt
Organism: Nasonia vitripennis (jewel wasp)
Lineage: Eukaryota; Metazoa; Arthropoda; Insecta; Hymenoptera; Pteromalidae
Product: GMP reductase 1
Exons: 6
Coding region: 388-1434 (348 amino acids)
Biological process (GO): nucleotide metabolic process
Cellular component (GO): GMP reductase complex
Molecular function (GO): GMP reductase activity
Source: RefSeq, a predicted model, not a curated record
AUCACAUGAUGUCCUCUGCGUAUAUAGUCUCGGUAAGGUUGGGUAUAUAUCGACAUAUCACACACUAUAGUUUGGUAUAGUCUGUCUCUUCACUCCACCUUCAACACCCCCACCGCGAAGUGAGUAUACCUAUAUUCUGGCUCGCGAGCUUUAGGUAUAUAGUAACUAGUGUGUGCCUCCUCCGCGAGAGAGAGAGACAGCAAUAGCCGCGCAUAAAAGCCAUACCAGACCGUCGUCUGAGCUGAGAGAGCUGUGGCUGCGCUUCUCGUGGUCGGUGUAGCUUCCCGCGGGUGUCCAUCAGUUGCCGCGGCGAGCCGCCUUGUGAGUAUCAAGAUCGUCGCGCCGUCAAGCGUCCGUCGCCUCCUGCACACCGCCGUCCUUCUCAAGAUGCCGAACAUCAUCAACGACAUUAAGCUCGACUUCAAGGAUGUGCUCCUCAGGCCCAAGCGGAGCACCCUCAAGAGCAGAUCCGAUGUCGACUUAUUUAGAGAAAUAACUUUUCGUAAUUCCAAACGCACCUACCGAGGAAUACCCGUUAUGGCGUCGAACAUGGACACGGUCGGGACCUUCGAAAUGGCAAGAGCACUGUCCAAGCAUGGACUGUUUACGACCAUGCACAAAUAUUAUAGUGUUGAUGAAUGGAAAGAAUUUGCCAUUCAAAAUCCGGACUGCCUGCAAAACAUGGCGGCUAGUUCAGGGACAGGAAAUGAAGACUUUGAACGUUUGUUGAGUGUUUUGGCAGCAGUACCUGAGCUGUCCUUUAUUUGUAUAGAUGUUGCCAAUGGUUAUUCCCAGCAUUUUGUGGAAUACGUUAGGAAGGUUCGCUUGCAGUUUCCUAGUCACACAAUAAUUGCUGGAAAUGUAGUCACUGGGGAAAUGGUAGAAGAAUUGAUUUUGUCUGGUGCCGAUGUGAUUAAAGUAGGAAUUGGACCUGGAUCUGUUUGCACAACACGUAUGAAAACUGGUGUUGGCUAUCCUCAAUUAAGUGCAGUAAUUGAGUGUGCAGAUGCUGCUCAUGGCCUCAAAGGUCAUAUAAUUUCUGACGGUGGUUGCACUUGCCCGGGAGACAUAGCGAAAGCUUUUGGCGCUGGCGCCGAUUUCGUUAUGGCGGGUGGAAUGUUUGCUGGUCAUGACGAAUGCGGAGGCGAUACGAUUGAGAAGAACGGGAAAAAAUUCAAACUUUUUUAUGGAAUGUCUUCGAGCACUGCUAUGAAGAAACAUGCCGGCGGCGUCGCUGAUUACAGAUCAUCGGAAGGAAAAACCGUGGAAGUCCCUUACAAAGGUGGUGUGGAAGCUACAGUAUUAGAUAUGCUGGGAGGUCUGCGUUCAGCUUGCACCUACGUAGGAGCGUCUCGCUUGCGAGAACUGCCAAAACGCGCCACUUUUAUCCGCUGCACUCAGCAACUCAACAAUAUUUACGGACCACCAAUGUAAUCAAACUCGAGAUGAAUAAUUUUUUUACUUCUUUCUUAAAAAUCGCACCAGGGAUUGACGGGGAUAGCGGGUCUUCAGAGGUAAAAAGCGACUAAAAGUAAGAUAAUUUUUAAGCUAAACAAAAACAGUAAACAAGUGCCAUCGAGUAACGCGUGCACACGCGUGGGAGCAUAGAUACGCACAUGAUGCACAAUUAUAAAAUGAAGGUUCGCUUCUCUUUCGUUUACGUCGAUAACCGUCUGCCACUGUGGCGUCUUGAUUGAUCAAACAUUGAGAGGAGGAAGCGGCGAAUAAAUGCAUUCGGAUAGACCUUGGGCGAUGUGGCAAAAGUGCUGCAGCAGUAUUGAUUGGCGGUUUUAGUUCUGCGUGUCUAUGAAAGUGAGCUUCAAGCGAAGUAAUUAUUGCAGUCAAUUACAAAACUGUACGAAUUGAGUAAGAGAUGCUUUUUUAUAGAAAGAAUUUCAAAAAGUUUACGGCGAAUCUCCUACUAAAGAUUGAUUUUUUUUAAGUAUUGCAUUUAUGGAGUUGUUUUUGGCAUGUACAGGACGAAAUUUUAAUUUUAGAGGAAGAAAGAAGCUUUUUAAUCGGAAUCGAAAAACAUUUUUUAAGGAAAUAUUAUAAUUCGUGAAAUCAAAGAUCUAUGCAAAAAUGCAUAAUACAACGUUAAAAGAGAAAAAGUUCAGUUCUAUAUUGUUUAUCAACGACGCAGGUGAUUCCAUGCUUAGCGCGUGGAAUUGAAUAGCUUGACGGACCUCAAUUUUAUAGAUAUAAAACAGUAUUAGCAAAUAUCUAUAGAUAACUAUAGGAAAUGAACUGUUGUAUUUGUUACCAAAGAGUUGUCAGCCUGAAUGAAUCGUGAACUUAUUUUCUUUCCAAAAGAAAAAAAACAGCUCUGUGAUUUGGCUCUUGAAUUAAUUUAUUGGUAAUAAAGUAUUCCGUAAAAAAUGCGCAAAAGAAAUGUAACCGCACAAUCAUCUGUGUGAUUAGAUGCAAUUGUGUUGAUUUCAUGGUUUUCUAAAAAUUAUGUCACAGUUGCUAUUUAAGUAUAUAAGUGUGAUUAUUAGAUCUUAAGUAAUAUUGAAAGGAAAAUGGUACCGCAGCUUGUAUAUUUUACAGUCAUUCAUGCAUUUUAUUUAAAUCUUACCCAUGCGACUGAAAUGUUAUUAACAUUUAUCUGAACUAAGGCGAAUAGCUUUAUCGUUUUGAUGUUUUUACUUGCGAUACCAUUUUUUCUUCAACUUAGAUAAUUUUCAGCAGGGUUUUUUUUUUCAAAGAAAAGUACAUCUUUUCUUGUCCUCAUAUUUUUAUUUGUUUCAGACCUUCAUAUGUAUUAUUGAGUGUGAUUUUUGCUGUGUCAAGUAAACUAACGUUCAAUGUCGCCUUUAGUUUGUAAUAGUACAACGAUGUCAAAAUAAAAUGUUAUUGAUCAUAAGAAAAUUUGCUGAUAUACAUUCUGGUAAUGUUCAGUAAAUGUAAUAUAUUACAAUUGUACCUUUUCGAAGUUAAUAAAUAAAAACUGUGGAUGCUUAUAUCAGAA